CAUGCAAGCCGGUGAGUUGUUUGAAAACGAAUGAAGCCUUGGUAGGGUUCAGUUCCUUCAAACAAGGAAGCAGGAAUUUUCAAUGAGGAUUUACGCUGCCAGAAAGGAGAAAAACCAAGAAAAUUCUAGAUGACAUCUCUCCACAUUAGCAGGCUCAAAUAAGUCACUGCUGUAGAUGGAGGUGAUUUACUGGGGACGACAGAAGCAGAACGAGAUUUUCUGUGCAGCAGAAUGCAAUGGUUGUUAGUUGCGUUACCAUCUUAGCCUGCUAGCAUGUCUUGACGUUGAGAGGGCAAGUUCAGCUAUAACGUUACGUAUAAACUACCUUUCUACAGUUUGACAUUUAUAUUUUGGUUCGUGUAAAAUAUCUCUAUUUCGCUAGCUGGAGCUUAUGGCAUUGUAAUUUCCACUAACCUAUUUGAAAAGGGCCGGCUGCUUGGAUAGCUUGUUUCGCAAGGUAACUAGUAAUGAGCAGUUUUACGAACAAGACCCCUUUCAUAAGCCCACCGCAGAGUCCUGUAAACAGUAGCUCCUCUGUCGGCGCCAGGGACUGGGAGCUGGGUAAUGGUGUGUUUGCUUGCUGCUGUGAUGACCCGGCCGUCAGGGGAAUGCAGGCGGGUCUGGAGAGGCAUGUGCCGCUCCUCCGCGGUCAUCGCCGUGCUUCACAGGACGGUAUGACGCUGGGCCUGGAGGAGGCUUAUCCAGCCUGCCACAGUCACACUCCGGCAGGCGGGUACCUCGACCCCGGUCACCUGGAUUACAACGAGAACGAUGGAAACAUCAGUCCGCUGGAAAACAGGAAAAGAAAUCGCUCGACCGCUUCCAGGCAUCGGUUUGAGGUUACUGAACUGGGACCGGAGGAGGUUCGAUGGUUUUACAAGGAGGACAAAAAAACUUGGAAACCGUUUGUCGGGCACGAUUCCCUCAAAAUUGAGCUCAUGUACCGUAAAUUCAGUGAACUCAAUCCUGGCAACCUCAACCAGGUAAACAGAUACACAAAUGUACGUGAAGGAGUCGACGCGCAGAAAGAGGAGGCCGGUUCUCCGGUGCCGAACGUGGUAGAAACGUCCAGACAAGCGUCAGCUGUACCAAGAACUCGAGUCAGUGAGGAGAGACCCUCGGAAGAGGGGUCCGAGUCGGCCGAGGAACGGGAUGUUUAUAUCAGCAGAAAUGCUGAAGCUGUGUGUGUGCGAGGAGGACUCUACGAGGUGGAUGUCAAAGAGAAAGAGUGUUAUCCUGUGUACUGGAACCAGCAAGACCAUAUCCCGGUGAUGAGGGGCCAGUGGUUCAUAGAUGGCACGUGGAUGCCCAUGGAGGAGGAGGAGAGUGACCUCCUUGAGAAUGAGCAUCUGAACUGCUUCCGUGGUCAGCAGAUGCAGGACACGUUUGAGAAUGACGUGGUGGCCAAACCAGUGGACAGCAAAGAUGCCAUCCACAGCCUGAAGUUGAGUCGGAGCCACGUCGACUGGCACAGCGUGGACGAGGUCUACCUCUACAGCGAUGCCACCACCUCCAAGAUCGCCCGCACUGUCACCCAGAAGCUGGGCUUCUCCAAAGCGUCCAGCAGUGGCACCAGGCUCCACCGGGGCUACGUGGAGGAGGCGUCCCUGGAGGAUAAGCCUCCGCACACCACCCACAUCGUCUUUGUGGUGCACGGCAUAGGACAGAAGAUGGACAAAGACCGCAUCAUCAAGAACACGGGCAUGCUGCGAGAAGCUGUGAGGAAGAUGGAGGAGAAACACUUUGCGGCGGAGCAUUCAGAGGAGCAUGUGGAGUUCCUGCCAGUGGAGUGGCGCUCUAAGCUGACCCUGGACGGAGACACGGUCGACUCCAUCACCCCUGAUAAGGUGCGAGGUUUAAGAGAUCUACUGAACAGCAGUGCCAUGGACAUCAUGUACUACACCAGCCCUCUGUACAGAGAUGAGAUCACUAAAGGCUUAACCCAGGAGCUAAAUAGACUCUACUCGCUGUUCUGCUCACGCAACCCCGAGUUUGAGGAGAUGGGAGGCAAAGUGUCCAUCAUCUCGCACUCGCUGGGCUGUGUGAUCGCCUACGACAUCAUGACGGGCUGGGACCCCAUGCGAUUCCGCCUGCAGGAGCAGCAGGAGGCUGACGAGGAGGUGCUGCGCUGGAUGAGCUACGAAGAGCGCCACCUGCUGGAGCAAGUGCUGCUCACCCGACACAGGUUGCGAGAGCUGGAGGAUCAGCUUCAGGGGCUGGAGGCCUCCAGAACUUUAGCCUUUCCUCCACUGAAGUUUAAGGUCGAGAACUACUUCUGCAUGGGCUCUCCUCUGGCUGUCUUCCUGGCCUUAAGAGGCAUCCGGCCGGGUAAUACUGGACACCAGGACCACAUCAUGCCCAAAUCCAUCUGCCAGCGCCUUUUUAACAUCUUCCACCCCACAGACCCAGUGGCCUAUCGACUGGAGCCUCUUGUCCUGAAGCACUACAGCAAUAUUUCCCCUGUCCAGAUACACUGGUGUAACACCACCAAUCCCACUCCGUAUGAUGAGACGAGACCUACGUUACUGAAUCCGGUGAAGGACCCCACGUCGGACACUGAGAGUCAGCCCAGCCCCAGCACCUCGCCUGUCAUGGCACGGAGGCACUACGGGGAGUCCAUCACCAACCUGGGCAAAGCCAGCUUAAUGGGAGCGGCCAGCAUCGGGAAAGGCAUCGGAGGAAUUCUGUUUUCCCGAUUCUCGCGCUCCAGCAGCCAGCCAUCAGGAGUGGACUCCGUGGCGACGGUGGAGAGCGACGAGAAGAGCCAGUCGGCGUAUGGCCUGUCCACGAUGUCCCACUCCACCUCAGCAGUCAUGGACACUGCAGUGGAGCUGGAGCACCGCAUAGACUUUGAGCUGCGGGAGGGCCUGGUGGAAAGCCGCUACUGGUCGGCGGUAACCUCGCACACCGCCUACUGGACCUCCCACGACGUGGCCCUCUUCCUGCUCACCUUCAUAUACAAACCCCAGAGCGACGCUCAGAUGGCCCAGGACCACCUGGACCCGGAGUGAAACAUGGAUGUGUCCCCAUGUGAACAGCUGUGUCCGUCCACCCAGAGAUACAACUGUGCUGGAGCACACUCCUACUCUCACUUUGCCUCUGAUGCAACUGUUUCUUUGUCAUACAAAGACUGAUUGCCAUGUCACCUUUUGCUUGUAUAGCAACCAUUCCCACUAAGCACUAACCAGCACUUCACAUUGGGAAAACAGUCUUUCUCUAGAUUGCACCUCCUGAUUGGAUGGUUUUGACAGUGUUUGAUGUGGGUACUCUUGAGGCCUGGGCAUGGACCCUCAUGGAGUGGUGGGUGAAGUACCUCCACUCCUUCCUGGCCCUCUCCUCACCCGGUCCAGCUCCCACAGCAUACGCCGCAGCAAGUGGCCCAGCCUGGUCCAGCACGAGGGCCUGCACCCAGCUGCUGCGUCUCCUUCUCUCACCUGCUCAUCUGCAGCGAUUUUAACACUUCAAAUUAUGGACAGUGAAGGAGGAGAAAUAAAUGUAUCCACAUGUAAAGAUGCACACGAAGCAAAAAUUCAAUGCAACAUUCAGAGUGGGAAAUAGAUGUAUUUAUUUAUCAAAAUGCUAAUAUAUCUUCAAAAAGUAGUAUUUUUUGCACAGCCUUUUAUGCUAUUUUUUUGGAAAAAGGUAUACGAACACUAAAAUGAUAAUUUUUACUUUAAUAUUCCUGAAGAGGGCUGUUGCUCUUUGCUGACUAACUCUGAGGCCAUAUGUAAACGCACCUCCUUGUGAAACGUUCAUGAAAUUCUUUUUAUAUAAGGAUAUAAAAUAACAUUCAGCAAUUUUCCUAUUCCCUUGGUUUCACAACCAGUUGGUGCUGUCGUGAAACAAAUUCAGAGGCACAUGCAUAAUUAUGCUUUGCAUCGAUGUUGAAAAUGAAAUUGCUGCUGUCCUGAUUUUGUAGCCAAACUUGAACUCCUACCAUUCUGCCUACAGUCUGUUAAGUGAUGAGUCAGACCAUGUGCUGGUAAAUUACCACUAUUGCAGAGGGGGCUAGAACUACUGUGUAGCUCUUAUGGAUUUACCCCUGGACAUCGUACAUUAUGAUUUUAACUCAAGCCAAAUACAGAGUCGAGUGAAGAAACAGACCUACAGGAGUGUUUCAGGCGGGGACACUAACGGGUAUCGCUGGGGCAAGAUGAUGUGUAUAUAGUGAAUGACUGGGUUUAGUUUCAGUACUUUCAAAUGUCCUUUCCCCUCGUGUGUGAUAAGCAGACACUGUUUUGUUUACACUAAAACCCAUAGUAUAUAAAUAUAUUUAUAAAUAUAAGUAUAAAUAAACAUCAUGUUUAUUUUUUACAGAUACACACACAUACACACAUGUAUGUAUAUGGCCAAAAUUGGAUGGACACCCGACCACCUAUGAGUUUAUUGGACAUCCCAUUCCAAAUCCAUGGGCAUUAAUAUGGAGUUGCUACUACUUUUUGCAAUUAUGAAAGCCUUUACUGUUUUGGGAAAGCUUUGCACGAGAUUUGGCGUGUGAGUGUGGGAAUUUCGGUCAAAACAGCAUUUGUUAGGACAGGAAGGCCUGGCUCACAUUCAAUGUUCCAUUUCAUCUUAAAUGUUCAGUGGAGUUGAGGUCAGGGCUUAGGAUGAACAGGCUACUGGAGUUCCUCUACACCAAACCAUAUCUUUAUGGUCCUCAUGCUGAAAUAACAAAGGGCUUUCUCCAAACUGUUGCCAAAAUAUGGGAAGCAUAUAAUUUUCUAAGAUGUCUUUGCAUACUGUAGUAUUAACAUUAGCUUCAUUAGCUUCACUGGAACCCCACACCCCUGUCCCUCCUCCACUAAACUGUACAGUUGGCAGUGUGCAUUCUUGUAGGUUGUGUUCCCCUAGCAACCAGAAAAAAACAAAAAAACAACCAAAUUCACCCAUUAGACUGCCAGUUAGAGAAGCAUGAUUCAUUACUCCACAGAUCAAAGUCCAGUGGCGGCAUCCUUUAAACCUCUCCAGUCAACACCUGUUAGAGAAUUGUGCAUUGUGAUCUUAGGCUUGUGUGCAGCUGCUUGGCCAUGAAAACCCAUUUCCUGAAACCCCUGAUGCACGGUUCUGGUGCCGAUCAUGUUUCCAGAGGCAGCAUGAAACUCUGGUGAGUGGUGUAGCAGAGCAUAAGCGAGGCUGACCUGCUCCACACUUCAGCACUUGGUGGCCCAGCUCUAUGAGGAUGACUGCUCUAACACUUCAAGGUUGAACUGUUCUUGCACCUGGAUACUUCCAUUUAAACAAUAGCACUAGCAGGGGAUGCCUUUCCUCAAAAUAAUGUGGCCAAAGUGGCAGCCUUUGACCAUGCCACAUUUAAAGACAUUGCACUCCUGCAGCUAGUGUUUGUUGCAUGGCAGUGUGCUUCGUUUUAUAUGCUUGCUAUCAAUAUGUGGCUGAAAUACCUGAACACAAUAAUUAGGAGGCGUGUCCACAUACUGUUGUCCAUGUGUGUGAUUGAUAGUGAUGUCCCUCCAUUGUUGUGAUAUUUCACAACUAGCCAAAUGUUUCCACUGCCUGUGAACCUGCUAGAGGAAGGCUCAGCGCUCAUAGUCUUGUGUCUUAAAGCACCUUUGAGAAGAUAAAUAUAAGAUAUGCACAGAAAAAAGAAUGACUUUGUGAUUUCACUUUAGCAAGUGAGUGAAAUGGAGCUACUUCUCACAGGUGGCAACUUGUCUGUUUAGCGUCUGCGCUGGUUUUGAAAUUCUAGAGGAUUAUGAGCUAUGUGAUUGCUCACAUUUUGAUGGCUGAAGAUCGCUUGCCCUGUUGCACCUAUUGCUGUUACAUGCAAAGUCCAUCUUGAUCUAAUCAUUGCAUGUGUUGUGUACACAUGUGUGCAUUGUGUAUAUUUGUGCAUAUGUGUGGAUGCAGGCGUGUGUGUAUACAGUAAGUAAGUGUAGAUAAGUUAGUGUGCCUCCUUGGAUUUUUUCAAAUAGCCAGACUGCCUUUGAGGACCGCAGCCACUACUAGGAGGCCGACAUGGCUUUUCUUUUGCACUGGAGGAUGGACCAGGACUAUUUAUGACUCCUGUUGUUGUUGUUGUUGUUGUUGUUGUUGUUAUUCUUGUUGUUGGCAACAGGAGACAGAAAUUAAUGAAGGACCAGACCCAGCACAUACCUUAGGGCUAUAAAUUGCAGCAAACCAAUUUAAAGAGCCCCUAAAUAUGCUUCUCUGUUUUUCCACUAGUUCAUAGACUCCGUUAUGUUCACAGAAACAGAAUACAAUUUUGCUGAGUUGAUUGCAUUGUGAUUAGAUUUUCCAGUUAAAUGUUAAAUGCCAGUGCACAAAUGUCCGAGUUAGACUGCCUUACGGGGAAUUUGUUGCUUUGGCUAUGUUUCUGUAAUUUCAAAGCAUGCCUCAGACUUCCUGCAUGCUCCACUCACACUGAUGGGCUAAUGGAAUAAUUCAAAACAAUGACACUGUAAUUUAUUUAUUUAUUUUUGUAGAUUCAGUACUAAUGUUUCCACAUAAAUGAUGAUGGUUCUGGAUCUCUCAUUCCAUAGCCUAGACAGCUCAGAGCCAAAUGGUUUGUGCAAAUAACUGUUAUUGGCACUGGUAGCAGGUUCUGGUUCGAGUGCAACGCAUCAGUGAGUAAAGAUGGCAACUUUGUUCUGAUGCAUGCUGAGAUUUUUUGAGGUUUAGUGAUGUUUGAAGAUAUUCUUGGUAUUCUUGAAAACUGGGUUACAUGCUAGGUUCCAUAUGCUAACUUGAUCCUUUUUAUUUAACAUUUAUCCUUUAGCAGGGCAUCUUGUUGUCUUAAAUUAUGUUUACUCAUUUUUACUUUGAAUUUUUACUUAGUGUCAUUGUUUUUCCUUUAUUUAUCAUUGGAAAAUCAUGGCUAACUGGUGCGGUAUAAUAAAAAAUACCCUGUUCUGCA
Molecule: messenger RNA, 6871 nt
Organism: Electrophorus electricus (electric eel)
Lineage: Eukaryota; Metazoa; Chordata; Actinopteri; Gymnotiformes; Gymnotidae
Gene: ddhd1a
Product: DDHD domain containing 1a
Cellular component (GO): cytoplasm
Molecular function (GO): glycerophospholipase activity; metal ion binding
Source: RefSeq, a predicted model, not a curated record